Molecule: messenger RNA, 1283 nt
Organism: Achroia grisella
Lineage: Eukaryota; Metazoa; Arthropoda; Insecta; Lepidoptera; Pyralidae
Gene: Naa40
Product: N-alpha-acetyltransferase 40
Exons: 5
Coding region: 137-889 (250 amino acids)
Cellular component (GO): nucleus
Molecular function (GO): histone H2A acetyltransferase activity; histone H4 acetyltransferase activity; protein N-terminal-serine acetyltransferase activity
Source: RefSeq, a predicted model, not a curated record
UGUCAGUUGUAUGUUGUUGUUUAAACUUUUCUAUUAAUAUAUAUUAUAUCUUGGUAUUAUAUCUUGAAUAACUUUCAACCAUUCAAGUAAUAUUUAUCUUAUUAUUUUAUACAGUAAUAUUUCAAAAGUUCUAAAAAUGGGUAAAAAGUCGACUACUUCUACUAAUAAAAAUAAAGAAAAACGCCAAGCCAGAAAGUUAGAACAACGCCGCAUUGCUGACGGUAUGUCACAUGUUACUGCUGCCAAUAAAAUUGACGACUUGACAAUCCUCUGCAAGGACCUCCUUGUGUACCAGACAAAAGACUUACAAGUGGAUAUCUUAAUACAGAGGGUGAAUCAAUUAAACAAGAGUAUUCUUAAUUGGGCAAUUGACCUCAUUGAACGGAAUAUGAAGAAAUUGUAUGAAACCUGUGCUUGGGGCUGGAAUAAAGAACGUAAAGUAGAAGAAAUGACAGAUGAUUCAGCAUGGUAUAUCAUUGCUAAAGAGGCUAAUGGAACUCUCCUUGCUUUUUCACACUUCAGAUUUGAUAUGGAUUUUGGAGAACCAGUACUUUACUGUUACGAAGUACAAGUGGAGGCAGCUGGUCGGCGGCGCGGCGUCGGGCAGCAUGUUCUCAGCGUACUGGAGAAGUUAGCACGCGACACGCGCAUGCGGUUCGUGCGCCUCACCGCUCUCACCCACAACCCUUCUGCGUAUGCUUUCUUCAAAGCCUGCGGGUACAGUUUAGACGAGACAAGCCCGCCAAUUGAGGAAGCAGCGCAUUAUGAGAUCCUGAGCAAGGCGAUAGACGCUGAUGACAGUCAAGUAGUCGACGAAACCAAACAGACCGAACAGUGUUCACUCAGCAAUGGGAUGAAAGCUGUAACGGUCAACGCCGAUCAAUCAUAGCAUACGCUUAAUUUGUAGAAAAUUAACAAAAGACAGUUCACAAAAAAAAUAGAACAGUACCCUAAGCGAUUGAAACAGUGAAAGCUAAAUAGAAUAAAAUCUAUAAGAGAUUCAUCGCAUUGUUAAUUUAUUUUGUUAUCUCUCACAAAUACGAAAACGUGAUUGAUACUGAUAGUACGUGUUAAUUCUGAUCUUGAACAAUGAUAGCAUAAUGUGUAAUAAAAAGUUAAUCUAAAAGUAUUAAAACGUUAAGUAAAAAAUAUUCUAUGAAAGUUAUCCUCGAAUCCCGUAUAUUUACUGUUAACUAUAAGGUAAAUUUUUUACCUUAAUAAAAUGGAGUUGUCUAUGGUUUAAAAAUAAAAUAAGAUACCAUUUACAUAUGAUUUGUUUUUUU